CAAGCGGCCGCGCGCGGGCGGCGCGCCCCACCCCCCUCCGCGGCUCCUGGGCGCAGCGCCGCCGCGGCCGCAGUCGCACCGCAGAGGUGACCCCGAGCAGCCGCUUCCACCGCUCCCGCCAACAUGGGUGAACCUGUCAGAGUCCUGGUGACUGGAGCUGCUGGGCAGAUUGCUUACUCCCUGCUCUACAGCAUUGCCAAGGGGGAUGUCUUCGGCAAAGACCAGCCUCUUAUUCUUGUGCUCCUGGACAUCACUCCUAUGAUGACUGUACUGGAAGGUGUGGUGAUGGAGCUGCAGGACUGUGCUCUGCCACUGCUCAGAGAGGUCAUUCCAACAGACAAGGAGGAAGUUGCAUUCAAAGACCUUGACAUAGCGAUUCUGGUUGGCUCCAUGCCAAGGAGAGAGGGCAUGGAAAGGAAGGAUUUACUCAAAGCAAAUGUGAAAAUUUUCAAGUCUCAGGGUGCAGCCUUGGACAAGUAUGCCAAAAAGACUGUCAAGGUUGUGGUAGUUGGGAAUCCAGCAAAUACUAAUUGCCUGAUUGCAUCAAAGUCAGCUCCAUCUAUACCAAAGGAAAACUUCAGCUGCUUGACUCGUUUGGAUCACAACAGAGCCAAAUCUCAGAUUGCUCUGAAACUUGGUGUGACUGCUAAUGAUGUGAAGAAUGUCAUCAUCUGGGGCAACCACUCCUCCACUCAAUAUCCAGAUGUCAACCAUGCGAAAGUAAAUGUGAAAGGAAAGGAAGUUGGAGUUUAUGAAGCUAUAAAAGAUGACAGCUGGCUGAAGGGAGACUUUAUCCAGACUGUUCAGCAACGUGGAGCAGCAGUUAUUAAGGCCAGGAAACUGUCCAGUGCCAUGUCAGCUGCCAAAGCUAUCUGUGAUCAUGUGAGGGACAUCUGGUUUGGUACUCCAGCGGGGGAAUUUGUUUCGAUGGGAGUCAUUUCUGAUGGCAAUUCUUACGGUGUUCCUGAAGACUUGCUAUAUUCAUUCCCUGUUGUGAUCAAGGACAAGACCUGGAAGUUUGUUGAAGGUCUUCCUAUUAAUGAUUUUUCUCGUGAGAAGAUGGAUCUUACUGCUAAGGAGUUAACUGAAGAGAAGGAGACUGCUGUGGAAUUCCUGUCCAGUGCAUGACUAGGUCAUGAGGAAAUACAAAAUCAUUUAAGAGUGGAAGAAUCUAAGAGUCGUCUUUAGGUCUGCUACCAAACACUAUUACUGUAUCCAAGUCAACUGUCUGUGGCCAUUGUGCAUUUUAAAGUUCAUAAGCUUACUGGUACUGUUGUGCCUCUGGAGUUAUUAGCAAAAAUGUUAUUAAAGAAGUAAAACUAGUUUGUUGACCAAACUUUUUGUCUUUUCAAUACUAGUUGCUUUCUGUGUAUGGUACAAGAUAAUUGUUUGCCUCGGCCUUGGCUACUAACGCACAAUCCGGUUAGAAUUUGGCACUAUUGGAACACGUCCUAGUCCGUAAUCACUUCAGCAUCCUAUGGCUCAACUGAAAAUAAACUUAGAAUGUAAUUGCCCUUGAACCAGUAGUUCAGUGAGUCUAUCACUGGACAGACUUCAAAUAUACACAGUUCACUGGGGUAAUGCUUACAAUGUUUGUCAAUAGAAAUAUUAAAAGUUGCUUAAUCACA
Messenger RNA from Neopelma chrysocephalum (saffron-crested tyrant-manakin), 1628 nucleotides. It is a transcript of the gene MDH1, whose product is annotated as malate dehydrogenase 1. Gene Ontology annotation, cellular component: mitochondrion; cytosol. NCBI's taxonomy places the organism in Eukaryota, Metazoa, Chordata, Aves, Passeriformes, Pipridae. Gene Ontology annotation, molecular function: L-malate dehydrogenase (NAD+) activity. Gene Ontology annotation, biological process: tricarboxylic acid cycle; oxaloacetate metabolic process; malate metabolic process. The record is from RefSeq and is a predicted model, not a curated record. The transcript has 9 exons. Bases 124 to 1128 code for a protein of 334 amino acids.